Messenger RNA from Sardina pilchardus (European sardine), 624 nucleotides. RefSeq names its product gamma-crystallin M3-like. The transcript has 3 exons. The record is from RefSeq and is a predicted model, not a curated record. The coding region runs from base 27 to 560 and encodes 177 amino acids. Gene Ontology annotation, molecular function: structural constituent of eye lens. NCBI's taxonomy places the organism in Eukaryota, Metazoa, Chordata, Actinopteri, Clupeiformes, Clupeidae. Gene Ontology annotation, biological process: lens development in camera-type eye; visual perception.
UCUUGUGGAAGGCAACCAUCGUCAUCAUGGGCAGGAUCAUCUUCUACGAGGACAAGAACUUCCAGGGUCGCUCCUAUGAGACCAGCAGCGACUGUGCUGAGCUGACCUCCUACCUCAGCCGCUGCAACUCCUGCAGGGUGGAGAGCGGCUGCUUCAUGGUGUAUGAGCGCCCCAACUACAUGGGUCACCAGAUGCUGGCUAGGAGAGGAGACUAUCCUGACAACCAGCGACUCAUGGGCAUGAGCAUGAGUGACUGCAUCAGAUCCUGCCGCAUGAUCCCCAUGCACAGAGGAAGCUUCCGCAUGAGGAUUUUCGAGAGGGAGAACUUUGGUGGACAGAUGCACGAGCUGAUGGAUGACUGUGACUCCAUCCAGGAGCGUUUCCGCAUGUCUGACUGCCAAUCCUGCAAUGUGAUGGAUGGCCACUGGUUGAUGUACGAGCAGCCCAACUACAGGGGCAGGAUGAUGUAUUUGAGGCCUGGAGAGUACAGGAGCUUCAGGGACAUGGGAAUGGGUCCUAUGAGGAUUGGGUCUAUUAGACGCAUCAUGGAGUCCUGUUAAAAGUAUUUACCAUUAUGUGUACCUCAACAAAGCUGAAUUAAACAAACUGUUUUGUCAAACAACA